CUCUGACCUAAUACCAUCUCGCGUCAUGGCGUCCGUUAUCGAGUGGUUGAAUGGUGGCAGAGCUGAGGACAAAAUGUCGGCAGCCGCACGACUCACACAGCAGCGACACCUGAAGUACCGCGCAGGCAAGAAGGCCCGGGCUCUGGAACUGCUGCAGACCAAGGACGCCCUCGAAGCGACGGUCCAGAGUUUGCAGGACCGAGCCCGAUCUCGAAAACCCACGAGCCUGUUGUCAUGGAAGAGCAUCUCCGUGGCGCUUAGGGACAGCAGGGACGACGCGCAUCGACAGAACCGCGAUCUGCGGGCCCAGAUUCACGCAUUGCAACGGCUCAUGAGCGAGUUAGGAGCGUGGGUCGACAUGACGAAGGAACUGAACCCGUCGUGUCCGACGUGGCGAGACACGAGCCUUCCGCAGCACCCCGAGUCCCGUCGAAUGGCCAAGGCGUGGAUCACCCAGCGCAUGCUUCACAGCACCGACGCCAUGUUCCAGCAGCAUGGGUUUCCAGCGUGGGAUGCUCCCCAGGAAGUCAAGGAUGUGUGGUGCGACGAGGACUUUACCUUCUCGGACAUGGGCAUCGUGUGCAGAAGUCGGCGCAAUUACAUUGACCAGCAGUCUCUAGAGGACGCUAUUUCGUUCAUCCAGAACCAUUGUCUGGCUGCGGUGCUCAUCCUAGCUCCCAAAGACACUAUCACUUAUGAAACCCAAGAAACGAGUACCCAGCUCAACACAGUAGUGACCCCCACUGGCGAGUUUGUCAACAUCCUCUGCGCCGCCUUCCAUCAAGGCCCUGACCGAUGCACGCUCGUGGUCCGCCAUAUCGUUCAAGACGACUUGCAUGCUCAUCCUUCGGGGUGUCGGCAGCGCAGUCGCACCAUGUGGUUUGACUUCCUUCGAGUACGUGGCGGCUGCACGCGGAAGCGAGUGCUCACGUUUACGUCCCAGUGCCAUUUCACAGGAGAGUUCGACUUGGAGGCGGAAGCCAACACGCUGGGGCUGAGUCUAACCAACUGCCCCGACCAUUUGAAGGAGUCGCGGUUUCGUCUCCAUGUUGUACAGAUGACACAGAGUCUGCGAAGUCAAGUCCAACGGGACCAUUUCCACGCGACAAAGUGAUAGUAGUCGGACAAAAAAGAGUGCAAUCCAUAGGCGACCCUGGUUGAUAGCCUCGUUAAAAUUUAUACAUCUUUGAC
This is a messenger RNA of Aphanomyces astaci, 1191 nucleotides long. RefSeq lists its product as hypothetical. The record is from RefSeq and is a predicted model, not a curated record. Bases 26 to 1114 code for a protein of 362 amino acids. The transcript is spliced from 4 exons. Lineage: Eukaryota; Oomycota; Saprolegniomycetes; Saprolegniales; Verrucalvaceae.